Messenger RNA from Rhagoletis zephyria (snowberry fruit fly), 541 nucleotides. The record is from RefSeq and is a predicted model, not a curated record. NCBI's taxonomy places the organism in Eukaryota, Metazoa, Arthropoda, Insecta, Diptera, Tephritidae.
AUGGCCACCGUGAAGAAGGCGAAUCCCUCCAUACCCGACGACCUCUCUAAUGUGGAGUUUGAGACGUCCGAAGACAUUGAGGUGAUUCCCAGCUUUGACGCGCUUAACCUCAAUGAACAUCUGCUUCGCGGUAUUUACGCCUACGGUUUCGAGAAGCCCUCCGCCAUCCAGCAGCGAGCCAUUCGGCCGAUCAUCAAGGGUCGCGAUGUGAUCGCCCAGGCGCAAUCGGGUACCGGCAAGACGGCCACCUUCUCCAUCGGCGUCCUCCAGUCGAUUGACACGCAGAUUCGCGAGACGCAGGCGCUCAUUCUCAGUCCGACGCGCGAGCUGGCGCUCCAGCAGCAGAAGGUGAUUCUCGCGCUGGGCGAGUACAUGAACGUGCAGUGUCACUCGUGCAUCGGCGGCCGGGCGCUCGGCGAGGACAUUCGCAAGCUCGACUACGGCCAGCACGUGGUGGCGGGCACGCCGGGCCGCGUCUUUGACAUGAUCCGCCGGCGAAAUCUCCGGACCCGAUCCAUCAAGAUGCUGGUGCUGGACGAGG